Molecule: messenger RNA, 887 nt
Organism: Bipolaris sorokiniana ND90Pr
Lineage: Eukaryota; Fungi; Ascomycota; Dothideomycetes; Pleosporales; Pleosporaceae
Exons: 2
Coding region: 48-596 (182 amino acids)
Cellular component (GO): mitochondrion
Molecular function (GO): 3'-5'-RNA exonuclease activity; nucleic acid binding
Source: RefSeq, a predicted model, not a curated record
CAAUGGCUUCAGUAUCGAAAGCUCCUCUGGUCUGGAUAGACUGUGAGAUGACUGGCCUGGACACCAACAAUGACACCAUUAUGUCAUUUGCCGCAUUUGUCACUGAUGCGGACCUCAAUAUCUUGGAUGACACAGGCUUUGAAGCAAUCAUUCAUCACGAAAAAGAGCAGCUUGACCGCAUGGGAGAAUGGUGCACCAACCAUCACGGGGAUUCAGGGCUGACGCAGGCCUGUAUUGACUCUACCACCACUGCGGAGGAAGCUGCUGAGGGUCUACUCAACUACAUCAAAAAAUACGUACCCGAACGCCGCACAGCUCUCCUCGCAGGUAACUCUGUGCAUGCCGACAAAGGUUUUCUUGUUAAGCAGCCCUAUCACAUUGUAGUAGAUCAUCUUCACUACCGAAUUCUGGAUGUCAGUAGCAUCAAGGAAGCUGCACGCAGAUGGGCCCCGAAAGAGACACUGGCAAAGAUUCCAAGAAAAAAGAUGCUGCACGAAGCACGGCAAGACAUCCUGGAAAGCAUCGAGGAAGCAAGAUAUUAUCGGGAGGCAUUCUUCCUGAGACCUCAGAGUACAACAGAUGCACAAAAGAACUAGGGGGUUAUAUCAAACGAGCUGAUUUUGCUCGGAGAUGGUGCUUUUCUUGGAACGAGAUUCAGGAUAAUUUUGUAUCGUGCGACCGUAUUCCAUAAGCAUUGAUUCGAGGCAGUCAAUCUGACAUGUUCUCACGUCAGUCACUUCAAUGCCUGAUCAGACUAUAGCUACGUGUAAAUCAUCUUGAACAGCUAUCCGACAGUUUGUCACUGGUUAUGUACCAAUCAGCAAAAAUGCAACAUAUGAUCACACGAUAGUCGUAACCUCUGAACAACUGCUAGCUGGGUAGGGCUC